Messenger RNA from Saprolegnia parasitica CBS 223.65, 3345 nucleotides. RefSeq lists its product as hypothetical. The record is from RefSeq and is a predicted model, not a curated record. Bases 1 to 3345 code for a protein of 1114 amino acids. Lineage: Eukaryota; Oomycota; Saprolegniomycetes; Saprolegniales; Saprolegniaceae. The transcript is spliced from 15 exons. Gene Ontology annotation, molecular function: protein binding.
AUGGACAAGUCGAGCCCCGAGUACAAGGAGGCGCUGCACGAACAUGCGCGAACGCUGGGACUGGACCCGGUCCAAGAAGCACAGUACCUCUGGAUCGUUGAGGAAGCGCUGACGGCGCCGCUACCAGACGACUGGGAGCAAGGCGAGACGGACGAUGGCACGAUCUACUACUUCAACGUCAACAGCGAAGAGAGCAUUUGGGAGCACCCGAUGGACAGCCAUUACAAGGACAUGAUUGCCAAGAAAAAGGAAGAGGAUGCAAAGAAGCUCGCGUUCAACUCGGCGCCCAAGAAGGACCUGGGCCGGCGCCAGACGUCGGUGCAUGAGUUCGACAUGGUCGACACGAUCGAAGACAUGUCUUCCAACAAGCCAGCGCCGCUCACGAGCGCCGGAUCCGCGUUCGGGAAAGACUCGAAAGCGUGGCUCCUCGACGACGAAGACGACUUUGACGUGCCGUCGCCAACGCCGAUGCCCAAGAGCUUUAGCAUCGUGUCGUCCAUCAAAAAGACAGAGGAGCAUCCGGUGGUGUCGAAAACGCUGCCGACGCCGACACCACUGCUCUCGACGCCCGUGCCACCGACAACGACUGCAACGACCGCGAUAAAGUCAAUGGGCAGCGCCAUGUCGACGGCCACAUCUUCCAGUAACAACAAGGAGGCCGAGAAGCAGAUCGACACGCUUCGCGCCGAGAUCACGCAACUCAAGAAGAGCCACGAGACGGCCGAGAAGCAAGCCAAGACUGCGCGAGACAAACUCAGCCAAGAAAUGGAGACGCUGCGUCGGGGAAAGGAGGCUGCCGAGACGGAGGCGAAGGAAGCCAACUAUCUGCGUAUGAAGAUCAAUGAGCUCAAAACCAAAGUCUCGACGCUUGAGGCGCAGGCCACAAAGGGCGAUCCGGACGCGACCCGUGCCCUGGAUGCCCUUCGCGCUGACGUGGACGCCAAGACCAAAGAGAUAGCCGAGGCGCAGACGCAGCUAGAGACAGCCAAAGACGAGCACAGUCGUGCAAUCCAAAAGCGCGAUGACUCGCUCGCAGCGCUCAAGAAGGAGCAUGCCAUCGAGGUGGAAGCGCUCCAGGAGCAGCUCUUGCUGCGCCAGGCCACCAACAUUACACUACAGCAUUCGACGGGCGAGCUCGAGAAGCUAAAGAAGCGCAUUUCGGAGCUCGAAGACGACGCCCUCAAAUCCGCACAAGACCACGCGAAAGCCAUCGAGGAGCAUAAAGCUGCACACGCCGAGGCGCUAGCAGCCCUGGCGCUAGCUCAAAAGAAAUGCAGCGACGCAGACGCUGCACAAGCUUCGCAACGCGACGAGCUUGACGCGCAAACGAGUCAGCUCCAGGCCAAGCUCAAGCUUCAGGCCAAAGCGGCCGACGACCUGUCGCAGCAGCUUGGAGACGUAGAGCGCCAGCUGCAAGACACCAAGGACAAAUGGCGUACCGCGACUGCGCAGAGUGACGAGCUGGCCCUGCAUGUGCGCCGACUCGAAGACAAGGAACGAUCGACAGCAAUGGCCUUCGCUGAUGAAAAGCGGCUUUUGGAACAGAGUGCGAAAUCCUGGCAAGACCGACUACAAGCUGUACAGCGCGAGCUGGAGACACUUGGAGUCGCUGCAAAAGCAGAAAAGGAGGCCCACGCCCACGCGCUCUCGGUCGCCAACGACGCUCUCAACGAGAUGCGGCGGGAGAAGGAGCGCGCGAUGGGUCAGUUUGGCGAAGUCCAAACGCUAAAGAAGGACAACGAAAUCCUCAAUCUGGACCUGGGUCGCGUUCGUGAUCAAAAAGCAACGUUGGAGUUUGAGCUUCGGAACCUCAAGCAAGCGCAGUCAGUCGACACGUCCCAGCUCAUGCAGUACAAAGUGCAAAUCGAGGAGUAUGCCCGCAAAGAGUUCAUGGAAAAGCAGCGGUUCGAGAUGCUCGCGGGUGAAAAAGCCAGCGUCGAAAAGAAGAUUGGGGCCAUGGAAGCCCAGAUUCAGACGCUUCGAGCCGAGCACCGGACCGACCUCGACAAGUAUUUAUACCGGAUCCGCGAGCUCGAAAGCCAAAACGCACGACUGGAGUAUGACAUUUCUCGGGCCGAAGAAAAGUUUUCGACGGCGGAAAAGUGGCGCCUCAAAGAAGUGAGCCGCGUCGAGCAGCGGGACACGGAGCUCUUGGAAAUUAAGGAAGAGCUCGGUCGUGCAAAAGCCCGCAACAUUGAAGGCGAGAACCACCAUUUGAUCAACGAGCUUCGGGGCCAAACCAAGCUCCUCGAGCAAAAGAUUAUCGAGCUCGAGCGUGCGCUGGCCAACGAAGUGUCGGCCAAGACCCAGGCCGAGCGUCUCUGGGCAGCGGAAACGGAUAACGCGAAGAAGCAGUGGGCUGCGCAGAUCCCGCAGCUUGCCGCCGCCGCCACACAGCGGGCGAGCGACGAGUGGAAGAAACGGUGCGACGACAUGGUCGAGAAGAUCAAGGCCGAGUACCAAGAUAGUUGGCUUCAAGAGCGGCAACAAACAACGACGCGGGAAGCCCAUUGGCACGAAGCCAAGCGCGACCUCCUGCGCCAGAUACAAACGUUCGCGUCCGAGAAGGACUUUUUCUCCAAGGAAAUCUCGCGUCUCGAAGACAACAACAAACACCUCAUGGAACAGCUCCAUACGAUUCGAGUGUACUUGACGCAGCGGCCGCUGCACGGCACGUUCCCACCACCGCCGCAGGUCGUGUCGCAGAACCCCGCGCCCACCAAUGUAGCGACGGACCCACAGCUCUCGUCGCACCUUCAGCACCAGCUCGGCGUUCUCCACGCCCAGUUCCAGCAGCUUUUUGAAGCGUCAACGACACCGGCACCGCGAUCCAGCCACGUACGCGACUACAAUCCGGCGCCAGAGACCCCAUUGCCCGAGACUGCACCCUCGGGCGCCCACCUCCUCGAAGAGAAGCAGCGACUCAUUCGGUCCAUGGAAGACGUGGCAACGUAUCCGAACGCCUUGGACCCUGCCACAACCACAACGACGAUGGACGAGGAGGAGUGGUCGAAGGAGCUGGAGGCGAACCGGAAGCCGGGGCAGAAGCACCCGACGCCGUCGCCAGGCUUUGCGGACCGCGUCUUCUACGAGAGCCUGCUGCGUCAGAACCCCGAGAGUAAGAUGGCCAAGAAGUGGUGCAUCGAGUACGGCGUGCUCGAGGCCGACGAAGCGGCCGCGCUCUGCAAGACCAUGGGCAUCGCGUUCAAAGCGCCCAAGGAGCUCAAGAAGACGAGCGCCAAGUCGUCGUCCAAGAAGAAGUCGAACGUCCUUGACGACGCCGUCGACGACAUUGGUCUGCACGCAGGCAGCCACAUGGAAGGCGUCGGCGUCGGCAGCAUCUAA